AGAUUUCAAUAUAAUAUAAAAGUGAUGGUGUACGAAUCAAAUAUUCAUUCAUAUCGCUAUAAAAGUGAAUGGUGUACAAACCAAAUAUUCAUAGAUAUCUCUAUAGCUGGUAUAUCUACACUAUAGAUGAAGCAGUUAAAUUGGUCGAAACGAGUUUCGUGUGUAUUUGACUCGAAAUGACAAGAUUAUUACAUGAGUCAAUUCGUAUCAACCUAAAUCUAGCACGAACCCGCUAAAACUCAACCCUAAUUUACAAACAUUGUGUCAUGCCCGUGUCAUGUUCGCGGGUCGCAUUGAAUAUUGUCCCCUAAAUAUAUGGAUAUUCACAAUUUUUCAUUAUAUAACCUCUAGGGAAUGAAGGUAAACUACUUAACCAAUUAAGAGUGAAAAACUCCUAGAUUACUUGGUUGCUAGUUCUGGCGAGUGGAGUUAAUUGCUCAUAGAAGUUUGAUUAAUAGUGAGAAUUGUUGUACAGUAUAUUCUGCAAUAUGCAAUUAAUCUAAGUAAAGUUCUUCUACGAAAUCAAAAAAAAAAAAUUAUUAUAUAAUAAAUAAAAUAACAAAACAAAAAAGAGUCUUUUGGCUAAAUAUUGCAAAAAAAUAAGUUUAUUUGUGCUAUAGGUACUGUUUAAACUUAUUUGAGGAAAGAAGCAAAUUUCGGUAAUACCGUCACCGAAAUUCUGACAAAGAGAGAGAGGAGAGAGAGAAAUGAUGGGAUGGUGGUGAGAGAAAAAAAAAAAGAAUUUCGGUGAUAUGGUUGCCGAAAUCGGAGAAAAAAAAUUAUUAUAUAAUAAAUAAAAUAACAAAACAAACAAACCAAAACCCAAACCUAUGAGAUGCAACAUGCCCGACCUUUUGUAUCUAGCCCGUUGGAAGAAACAUGCUAGGCCUCUCUGUUUCGUCUGCCUCCAAACUACCUUUAUUACCUUCUAUCAAACCCUCAAAUCGGUCCCGCCAUAACCUUCAAUUAUCAUCACCACAAAAUCCAAACUGUGAACCCCUUAACCACCGUCUGAUCCACCACCUCAAUGUGGGCCACCUCCACAAAGCAAUCUCCACCCUUGAUCUCAUGGCCCAAAAGGGUACCCACCCAGACCUCACCACCUACUCUCUCUUCCUCAAGUCCUGUAUAAGGUCCCGGAACUUCCAACUCGGCAAACUCGUUCACACCCACUACUUGACUCACUCUCAACUCCACCUCAACUCUCUCAUUCUCAAUUCUCUCAUCAGCUUGUACUCAAAAAGUGGGGAUUGGGCUAAAGCAAAAUCCAUUUUUGAUGAUAUGGGGGAUUUGAGAGACUUGGUUUCUUGGACUGCUAUGGUUUCUUGUUUUGCAAAUAAUGAUAUGGGAACUGAAGCCAUUGUCACGUUUCUUCAAAUGCUUGAAAAUGGGCUCUGCCCAAAUGAGUAUUGCUUUUCCGCAGUGAUUCGGGCGUGUUCGAAUGUGGAAAAUGUUCCCACUGGGAAAAUGAUUUUUGGGUUUGUUAUAAAAAGUGGAUAUUUUGAGUCUGAUGUGUGCGUUGGGUGUGCGUUGAUUGAUAUGUUUGUGAAGGGUAGUGGUGAUGUGGAUUUAGCCUAUAAGGUGUUUGAGAAAAUGCCUGAUAAGAAUGCAGUUACUUGGACUUUGAUGAUAACUAGGUUUAUGCAAUUUGGGUUCCCAAUGGAGGCUGUAAAUUUGUUUUUGGAUAUGGUUUUGAGUGAGUAUGUACCGGAUCAAUUUACCUUUGGUGGAGUUAUUUCAGCUUGUGCAGAGCUAGAAUUGUUAAAUCUUGGGCAGCAAUUGCAUUCUUGGGUCAUACGGUCUGGGUUGGCUUUAGAUGUUUGUGUAGCGUGCUGUUUGGUAGACAUGUAUGCUAAGUGUGCAGCGGAUGGAUCAGUGGAUGAUGCAAGGAAAGUUUUUGACCUGAUGGUAGAUCGUAAUGUCAUGUCUUGGACAGCAAUUAUCACAGGAUAUGUGCAAAGUGGAGGGCGUGAUAAGGAAGCUGUUGAACUUUUUUGUGAAAUGAUCGAGGGUCAUGUUUCACCAAAUCAUUUCACCUUUUCUAGUGUCCUUAAGGCAUGUGCAAAUCUUUCUGAUCCCCGUAUGGGAGAGCAAUUUUACACGCAUGCUGUGAAACUUGGUCUUGCGUCAGUUAACUGUGUGGGAAAUUCUCUUAUUAGCAUGUAUGCAAGGUCUGGCAUGAUGGAAGAUGCUCAUAAAGCUUUUGAUAUGCUGUUUGAGAAGAAUUUAAUUUCUUACAACACGAUUGUUGAUGCAUAUGCCAAAAAUUUGAAUUCUGAAAAAGCCUUUGAACUUUUUCAUGAAAUCGAGGAUAUAGGAAUUGGGGCUAGUGCUUUCACAUUUGCUAGCCUCUUGAGUGGAGCUGCUAGUAUCGGUGCAGUUGGUAAGGGUGAGCAAAUUCAUGCACGGUUACUAAAAUCAGGGUUUGCGUCAAAUCAAAGCAUCUGUAAUGCUUUGAUCUCCAUGUAUUCUAGGUGUGGAAAUAUAGAAGCUGCAUUUCAAGUUUUUAAUGAUAUGGGAGGUCGAAAUGUUAUAUCUUGGACUUCAAUGAUUACUGGUUUUGCAAAACAUGGAUUCGCCUCUAAAGCUAUGGAAAUGUUCCACAAAAUGCUUGAGGAUGGUGUUAGACCAAAUGAGAUCACCUAUAUUGCUGUUUUAUCAGCUUGUAGCCAUGCAGGGCUAAUUUCCGAGGGCUGGAAACUCUUCAACUCAAUGUACAGAGAACAUGGGAUUGUCCCGAGAAUGGAACAUUUCGCAUGUAUGGUUGAUUUAUUGGGCCGAUCAGGAUCCCUUUUAGAAGCAUUUGAAUUCAUUAAUUCAAUGCCUUUCAAGGCUGAUGCACUAGUCUGGCGUACAUUUCUUGCUGCCUGUCAGGUUCAUGGCAACAAAGAACUUGGGGAACAUGCUGCAAAGAUGAUUCUUGAGCAAGACCCAUAUGAUCCAGCAGCAUAUAUCUUACUAUCAAACUUGUAUGCUUCCUCAGGUCAAUGGGACAAUGUGGCAAUAAUUAGAAAAAAUUUGAAAGAGAGAAACUUGAUCAAAGAAGCUGGUUGUAGCUGGAUAGAGGUGGAAAAUAUGGUGCACAAGUUCCACGUUGGGGACACUUCACACCCCCUAGCACAAGAUAUUUAUUAUGAACUGAACCAAUUGGCUUCAAAAAUAAAGGAAUUGGGCUAUGUACCCGAUACAGAUUUUGUUCUUCAUGAUAUGGAGGACGAACUAAAGGAGCAAUAUUUGUUUCAGCACAGUGAGAAAAUAGCUGUGGCAUUUGGUCUUAUAAGCGUAUCCCAACCAAAGCCUAUUAGAGUAUUUAAGAAUCUUCGUGUUUGUGGAGACUGUCACACUGCAAUCAAAUUUAUUUCAAUGGCUAGAGGUAGAGAAAUAGUGGUGAGAGACUCAAACCGGUUUCAUCACUUCAAAAAUGGGACAUGUUCUUGCAAUGAUUACUGGUGAUGUUGAAAAUUUUAUCUUUUCUUUCUUUGUUUCUUUCUUCUUCUUCUUCUUCUUCUUUUUUUUUUUUUUUUUUUUUUUUUUUUUUUUAAUGACUGGCAGCAGCUUGCUUUCGAUACAGAUCCUAUAAAUGGAAAGCUUUAGAACGCACUACUGCCAGCUGCAAAUAAUCUUAAGUUGCCAUGCACAUUUGUCAUUAAUUCUUUCAGGUUUGAUGCAUCACUUGUUCUACUAGCUGUAAUUAUUCUAAUUCAUAUUUUCAGGUUUGUAUCUGUAUAGUUCAUAUU
Quercus robur (English oak) is the source of this 3737-nucleotide messenger RNA. Its product is annotated as pentatricopeptide repeat-containing protein At3g49170, chloroplastic-like. Gene Ontology annotation, biological process: RNA modification. The transcript has a single exon. The record is from RefSeq and is a predicted model, not a curated record. Gene Ontology annotation, molecular function: protein binding; zinc ion binding; RNA binding. The coding region runs from base 880 to 3453 and encodes 857 amino acids. NCBI's taxonomy places the organism in Eukaryota, Viridiplantae, Streptophyta, Magnoliopsida, Fagales, Fagaceae.